This is a messenger RNA of Paramecium octaurelia, 1112 nucleotides long. NCBI's taxonomy places the organism in Eukaryota, Ciliophora, Oligohymenophorea, Peniculida, Parameciidae. The record is from the annotation of a GenBank genome assembly.
AUUUAAUGUUCCCAUUUGUUAGUAAUAUAUUUAGAUCUGACCUCCCACUUUUCAUUUUUGAAGAUAUCUUUGUUCCAGGACCAGGGAUCAGAGUGGGAGUCCCAAGACCACCUUACACAAAUCAAUAGUUUAGAGAUCAAGUUCCAAAGGUAUAUAUAAGUAAAUCCUAUAGUAGCCACCCAAUUUGUAGAAAAUGCAAAGUGUGAAAAAAUCACUCGCCGAUUACUCAGAGACAUAGGGACAAUAUUGGUGCAUAUUGGGGGAUAUGUCCUUUGAAAAGGGAGAUUAUACUAAGGCAAUUUAAUUUUAUGACAGAGCCAUUGAAUUGACAGAUGGCACAGAAAGUUCUUUUUUCAGAUCAAGAGGUUUGGCCUAUAAAAAGUUGGGGAAUUUAGAACAGGUAAAAGCAUUAAUGUAUGUAUUCAUAGGCGUAUAAGGACGCAAUUAUGGCAAUUGAGUUGGAUGAUAAAAAUAUCAAAGCUCAUUUAUUGUGUGGAUAAGUAUUGGCAGAAAGAGGGAAGUCGCAGGAUAACACUCAUGAUAUCGAGACAGCUAUUCAUAGGUUGACUAAGGCCAGAACUUUAUGUGCAGGAUAGAAGAAACAAUAUUAUGAGGAUGAAUUGAGUAAGUACAUCUAUAGAGCAAAAAAGUUACUUUGGUACAAGAAUAAAGAGUUGGAAGAUCAUAAAAAGAGAUAAGCAAUCGACAAUUACACAAAGUAUUUACAAUAAAGAGAAGACUUGAAUGAGGAGGAAAGAUAGAAGGAAAUUCAUGCAUUUAUUAAUUCUAUUGGAAAUCCGAAUUAAAAAUAGAAUUACGAUAUUCCAAGUUAUUUGAUAUGCAAAAUCACAUUUGUAAAUAUAGUUGUACUAUUGAAAUAGGAAAUUAUGGAGAACCCAGUAGUUACAGAUGCAGGUCAAACUUAUGAGAGAGAUAUGUUAAUUGAAGCAAUUUAGAAAAAUGGACCUGUUGAUCCUUGUACAAGGUAACCUAUCAGCGGAGAGUUUUAUCCAAACCAUAAUAUCAAACAAGCAACCUAGGAUUUCCUACUUAAUAACCCAUGGGCUUUUGAGUUUUAAUCUGGUGAAAACUAUGCAGACAUAGAAUUUUGA